This is a messenger RNA of Ornithodoros turicata, 1931 nucleotides long. Its product is annotated as organic cation transporter protein-like. Gene Ontology annotation, cellular component: membrane. Bases 2 to 1792 code for a protein of 596 amino acids. The record is from RefSeq and is a predicted model, not a curated record. Gene Ontology annotation, molecular function: transmembrane transporter activity. Gene Ontology annotation, biological process: transmembrane transport. Lineage: Eukaryota; Metazoa; Arthropoda; Arachnida; Ixodida; Argasidae. The transcript is spliced from 10 exons.
AAUGGACUUUAGCCUUGACUGGCUGUCGUGGGUGAAGUCCAUUCCAAGACGUAAACGAAGAAGAACUUCAUCCUCGUGCAACAUGGAUUCAGUGUCUUCACAGCACACAGAUCGUCCCCUCAAGUCGAUUCUUCGAACCACAAGCCAGGAAUCACUGCCCACUUAUCCAGCAGUCUCAUCCGAGUGCCACAGAAAAGCCAUCGAAGAGCGGCAUUCAACUUCGUCCCUGAGCCCCGUGUCGCACAUCAAUGACUUAAACUAUGUAUAUGGCUCCAGUGGGCCCUUCCAGCAGCAUAUCUUCUACGUCGUUUUUCUGGGACACUUUCUUAGUGUGGUUCAUAGGCUUUUGACCUUCGCAUUCGCGCUUGAGACUGAACAUUGGUGUGCCAUGCCUUCCAACGCGAACCUUAGCGAGGAGCAGUGGCUUGCUGUAGCGAUUCCUAGAUCCGCCGACGGUACCGUUGACAGGUGCCAUAUGUACUUGCCGAACGGAAGCGUCGCACCUUGCUCGUCCUGGUAUUAUAAAAGAAGAGCCUUCACGCUCACGAUUCAAACUGAGUGGAACCUUGUUUGCGAUAGGGAGUGGCUAGUAUCCCUCAGCGACAGCGUUUAUGUGGUUGGCAAGCUCAUUGCAAUGCCCUUAGUGGGAAACUUUUCCGACAGUUACGGACGACAGCCAGUUUUGUUCCUGAACACCCUCGUCGUAGUUGCAUCUGGCUUCCUCUUGUUAAUCAAACGUCAUCUAGUAUGCUUCAUGGUUUGCCGCUUCCUGCUCUCGUUCGGAAUAAGCAGCCUUUGCACAACUGGGAUUACAGUCCUUGCAGAGAUUACGGAUGUCCCACAACGCACUAUCUAUGUGCUAGCAUGCCUGCACGCACGUGGAUUGGGAUACCUUGUCAUGUUGCCAAUCGUACUCUUUCUCGACAACUGGUUUAUUGCGCAGCUUGUAGUGAUGGUACCCACCUCUUUCCUCAUCUUCUCUUUUGCAACCAUACCAGAGACCCCGCGCUGGCUCUUGGCCACCGGCCGCAUAGUCGGCGCUCGCGACAUUGCGUUUAAAGCAGCCAAGAGAAAUUGCGUGGAAGGCACAGUGGCACGGCAGCGAUGGGAGAUGAUGCUCGUUCGUCUACGCCAGGAGCGGCAAAGGACGUCGGACGUGCUCCGCAGCUAUGCGGCGACAACGAAAUAUUACCCUUUCACGAUAUUCAGUGUUCUUCUAUUCAACUGGCUUUCUUCGUGGAUCCUUUAUUAUUCGCUGACGCCAAGCGCAGAGGCUGUCAGGCCUACGAGAACAGCAUCUGUAUUGGCUGACGUGUUGCUGGAGUUCUUCGCCUUCUGCCUAGUUGUACGAACAGCGGACAAAUUCGGACGUAUUCCAUGCAUCGCCAUUGGCACCCUUGGUGCAGGUCUGCUGUCCUUUCUAACAUUUGGAUUGCUAAGUUUCCACGUCUCUUACGUUCCGAAGGCUACGUUGUUGUUCGCCAAGCUUUUGGUCACGGCGGCUACGGGUGUGCUGUACCUGCACGCCUUAGAAACUUUUCCCACCUUGCUGCGUAACACGAAAUUCAACGCAUGCGCGCUCUGCGAAGCGCUCGGAGCUGUCACAGUCUCUUUCGGUGAAAGUAUUACGAAGGGAUACAGUAAUAAGGACCUACUAUGCAUCGUCUUCUCUGUGAUAUGCAUCGUCGAUGGAGCAUUGGUGUUCUGUCUUCCAGAGACCUUGCACAAGGACAUGCCCGACGACUACCGUGAUUUCGAGCGACUACUCAGGGAGCCACAGCAAACGAUGUGAGGCUCGGAGGAGGUCGACUGAGCAUGGGUAGUGCCAUAAUUGUUUAUCUGAAACCGCUGCAUAUAUUUGAGCCCUAUCUUAGUCUGAUGUCUGUUGGGCAUACCUAUGCUUCUCCGGUGCUUUAAUUAAAUCAUUCGAC